CUUAAAUUCAACGGCAUGCAGUACAUCGACAUGUGCAAGAACGGCGACAUCGACUUCUGCGAGCUGAACGCACGCUUCGGGAUGCGCUUCAUCAUCGCCGACCCCGUCACCUUCAAGACCAAGGGCAGCUACCUGGGCCUGGCCACUCUGCAGGCAUAUACCACAAUGCACCUCUUCUUUCAGUUCAAAACCACCUCGCCUGACGGAUUCCUCAUCUUCAACAGCGGAGACGGGAACGACUUUAUCGCCGUAGAGCUGGUCAAAGGGUUUAUCCACUACGUGUUCGACCUGGGGAACGGGCCCAGUCUGCUGAAGGGGAACAGCGAAAACCAGCUGAGCGACAACCAGUGGCACAACGUGGUCAUCACCAGAGACGCCGCCAACACACACACGCUCAAGGUGGACUCAAAGUCCGUCACGCAGAAUGUCAACGGAGCCAAGAACCUCGACCUCAAAGGUGACCUGUUUAUCGGGGGUCUAGGGCCCAACAUGUACCAGAACCUCCCGAAGCUGGUGGUCUCUCGGGAGGGCUUCCAGGGCUGCUUGGCCUCAGUGGAUCUCAACGGCCGCCUGCCAGAUCUCAUCAACGACGCCCUGUUCCGCAGCGGGCAGAUUGAGCGCGGCUGUGAAGUUGGUUUCACCAAAGCCGACCUACAAGGCCCCAGUACGACGUGCCAGGAGGACUCGUGCGCCAAUAUGGGCGUGUGUAUCCAGCAGUGGGAGAACUUCACCUGUGACUGCUCCAUGACGUCUUACUCAGGGACUCACUGCAAUGAUCGUGAGUACAAUUGA
Molecule: messenger RNA, 792 nt
Organism: Notothenia coriiceps (black rockcod)
Lineage: Eukaryota; Metazoa; Chordata; Actinopteri; Perciformes; Nototheniidae
Product: neurexin-3a-like
Exons: 5
Coding region: 16-792 (258 amino acids)
Source: RefSeq, a predicted model, not a curated record